Messenger RNA from Diutina rugosa, 348 nucleotides. RefSeq names its product KRE1 domain-containing protein. NCBI's taxonomy places the organism in Eukaryota, Fungi, Ascomycota, Pichiomycetes, Serinales, Debaryomycetaceae. Bases 1 to 348 code for a protein of 115 amino acids. The record is from RefSeq and is a predicted model, not a curated record. The transcript has a single exon. Gene Ontology annotation, biological process: fungal-type cell wall organization.
AUGAGACAGACAGCAUUCUUGCUCCUGCUACUCGGCAUGGUGGCGGCGCUAGGCCACGUUGGCGACGACGACAACGCCGACGAAAACGGCACCACCGCCCCGACCUCGGUGUGGGUCACCACCACCGUCAACGGGGCGUUGGCCACCAUCCAGGCCCAGUACACCCAGUCGUUCCAACCGGUGGCGUCGCUGGCGGCGGAAGUCCCCUCCGGCGGCAUUGGCCUCGGCUCGCUUUCUGGCGAAGUGGGCAAUGCCCGUACCUACGAUUCGACGACAGUCACCGGUGGUGCUGCCGGUAUCGCUGCAUUGGGAGGGAUAUUCGUUGCGUUGGGAGGUCUUUUGCUUUAG